GUGGUGGCAGAGGUAGAAAUCAAUGAUGUCCCCCUCACGUGCAGGAACCUGCUGACGAGAGGACAGACUCAGGAUGAGAUAAGUCGGCUGAGUGGAGCAGCUGUCUCUACCCGAGGGAGGUUCAUGACUGCAGAAGAGAAAGCAAAAGUUGGACCUGGAGACCGUCCUUUGUAUCUUCAUGUCCAGGGUCAGACGCGGGAAUUGGUUGACAGAGCUGUUAACCGAAUUAAAGAGAUAAUUACUAAUGGAGUAGUGAAGGCAGCCACAGGUUCUAGUCCAACGUUCAAUGGCGCUACAGUUACUGUCUAUCACCAGCCAGCCCCUAUUACUCAGUUGUCUCCAGCAGUUGGCCAAAAACCUCCAUUCCAGUCAGGGAUGCAUUAUGUUCAGGACAAGCUAUUUGUUGGUCUGGAACAUGCUGUACCUACAUUUAAUGUGAAGGAGAAGGUGGAAGGGCCUGGUUGCUCUUACUUGCAGCACAUUCAAAUCGAAACGGGUGCCAAAGUCUUUCUUCGUGGGAAAGGCUCAGGUUGCAUAGAACCAGCAUCGGGCAGAGAAGCUUUUGAACCCAUGUAUAUCUACAUCAGUCACCCAAAGCCAGAAGGUUUGGCAGCGGCUAAAAAGUUGUGUGAGAAUCUAUUGCAAACCGUUCAUGCUGAAUACUCCCGAUUUGUCAAUCAGAUAACCACUGCAGUACCCUUAGCAGGCUUCACGCAGCCUGCCGCUAUAAAUAGCGUACCGUCCCAGCCGUCAUAUUACCCUUCCAAUGGGUAUCAGUCUGGUUAUCCUGUUGUUCCCCCUCCUCAACAACCAGUUCAGCCACCAUAUGGUGUACCAGGCAUAGUACCACCUGCAGUGCCAUUGGCACCUGGAGUCAUAACAACGCUACCGACAGGAGUUCCGCCUGUGCCGACACAGUACCCGAUAUCUCAAGUACAGCCCCCAGCCAGCACUGGCCAGAGUCCACUGAGUGGUCCUUUUCUUCCUGCUGCCCCAGUAAAAACAACCGUGCCGACUGGUACGCAGCCACAAGUCCAACCCCACCCCCAAGGUCAAAAGAGACGCUUCACUGAGGAACUACCAGAUGAGAGAGAGUCAGGACUGCUGGGAUAUCAGCAUGGACCCAUUCAUAUGACUAAUUUAGGUACAGGCUUCUCCAGUCAGAGUGAAAUCGAUGGAGCCGGGUCGAAGCCAGCAAGUUCCUCAGGAAAGGAGAGAGAGAGGGACAGGCAGUUGAUGCCUCCGCCAGCUUUUCCUGUCACUGGAAUGAAAUCAGAAUCUGAAGAAAGAAAUGGUGCGGGGUCUUUACCAGGCAACCAUGAUCAUCAAGCAAAGAAGAUGAAAACUGCAGAAAAGGGCUUUGGGUUAGUGGCCUAUGCUGGAGACUCAUCCGAUGAAGAGGAGGAACAUGGUGGCCAUAAAAACGCAAGUACUUUUUCACAGGGAUGGAGUUUGGGAUACCAGUACCCUUCCUCACAACAGCGAGCAAAACAACAGAUGCCAUUUUGGAUGGCGCCGUAAAAACUGCAGAAGAGUUUUCAUUCGUCAUUUUUUUGUUUUUUUUUCCCCCCCUCUAGCAAUAAUGCAUGUAUAUCACAAAACAAACUUUGCAAAUACGCAUCGGUUUUACAUUUGCAGAAGCUAAGGGUUCGGUAUUCCCCCUUGAAAGGGCUCUGUUGUUUUUAAAAUCCUUCCUGCAGUGAAUCUGUCAAUUAAAAAAAAAAAAAAAUUUGACGUGCUAUUCUGAGCGGGCUAGGCCCUUAUGCAGCGGGGGAUGUGCUGUGAGGAGAAACUAGGGAAGCCUGUCAGUCCGCAUUUCCCGUUUCUCCAGGAUAACUUAAAAAUUGAAAGAGUCAGUCACACUGACUUCAUUCUGCACCCGGUGUUGGUACCUCACUGAGUGCUCCUGCUGUCAGCCCGUGUGCCGUCCCGGUGAGCUCACGGUGGCGCCGGCUUCAAUGUUCGGACUCUCAGCAGAAGAAAGGAGUAGACCGUAGUUCUGAAAAACCCCAGGAUCUGAUUUCCUAAACUUCAUCACUUCAUUUUACUUUAAGCAUCUCCUGUAACUCAGCACUGUGUUGGUUUUGUUUUUUUUUUUUCUUUAAAAUGUGGUUUUACUAACCCCACAACUUCUCAUUUUAGCCAAAUGUCGGGGUGGGAGGGGAGGGGGCGCUCAGUUUUUUGGAUGGGUUUACCUUGCCGCUCAUCCCCAGGUGGACUUGGCGCCGUGGCGCUGGUACCCAACCUUCUCCAGUCACCCCCGUGCAUUUCGUCCCCACUCAGCCGCUGGGACGGGACUCCCCACGAGGUUCGCCCCCGUCUCUUAACUCACUCACUCGAUUCUACCCCUUCUGUUUCGCCAUGGUUUAACAAAGAAAAGGCAGGCGGGAGCCGGGCCCCCAGUGCAGGCCUGGCUCUUGCCUCCGCGCGCGGAACUGGAACCUGGGAAUAAGUUGUUGGAUUGUUUAUGGACACGAGCUGCACCCCGGGCUUGCCUGGCGGGGGGGGCUGUUGCAGAAAGAGCUCUUGUACGGAGAGCAGCGGCGCCUGGGACUGCGACGCGGCGCCGCUCAGCUUCCCCGGGGGAGAGUUUUAAAAAGGGGGAUGUGUGUCGCUGCCGCACACUGGCACGACCUCGCUGGCUCACGUGUACAAAAGUUGUCUUUGCUAUGUGUUGUAAAUAAUU
Messenger RNA from Egretta garzetta (little egret), 2686 nucleotides. It is a transcript of the gene KHDC4, whose product is annotated as KH domain containing 4, pre-mRNA splicing factor. The transcript has 13 exons. Lineage: Eukaryota; Metazoa; Chordata; Aves; Pelecaniformes; Ardeidae. The record is from RefSeq and is a predicted model, not a curated record. Bases 124 to 1521 code for a protein of 465 amino acids. Gene Ontology annotation, molecular function: RNA binding. Gene Ontology annotation, cellular component: nucleus.